Molecule: messenger RNA, 3800 nt
Organism: Ziziphus jujuba (common jujube)
Lineage: Eukaryota; Viridiplantae; Streptophyta; Magnoliopsida; Rosales; Rhamnaceae
Product: G-type lectin S-receptor-like serine/threonine-protein kinase SD2-5
Exons: 1
Coding region: 1083-2813 (576 amino acids)
Biological process (GO): protein phosphorylation
Molecular function (GO): protein kinase activity; ATP binding
Source: RefSeq, a predicted model, not a curated record
UGACAGAAGCACAGAAAACUGAUUAUGUAAAAACCAGAGAGACCCAUGUUAUUGGCAAAUCCACUUGCUCCUUCAAUUCUCACCAGUCACCAACAUAAUGAGGUGAGAAAUUUGUGUCACUUCGUUGACUAUCCUUUUCAUUAUCUUUUAGGAAUACUUUCUUUGUUGUUGCUUCUUUAAGGUUUAGAGCUUCUGCCAAUAGCUCUAGUUUCAUGGCCAAAUCAAGAGUACCCCAUUUAUUGGGUUGGAUGGCUUUCUUAUCUUCCUGACUUUGUUCAAGUGGUUCUUUCUCGUUUCUUGCCCAAAUGAAAGGGUUCAUCAGUCGUUAGUGUUGAUUCUGUCAUUUUCAAAUCUCGAUUUCCAUUGGGUGUUCUGUAUAAGUUUGACUUUUUGAGUCUGAUUGAUAGAAUCCUCUGAAAUUUUCAGUUUUUAUUUUUUUUCUUUAAACUCCCUUAGUUUUUUAGAAUAUGGGUUUUCUUAACAGCAGUACAGAGUUGAAUUAAUGUAGAUAGGAUUGACUCUUAAGGGUUGAUGGAGAUGGUAUUGCAGAAAAAGCUAAGUAAGGUAAAUGUUUCCAAUUUUUAAUCUUUUGGUCUAGAAAUUUAUUUCUUCCAUAUUAGAUAUCUGGGUUCUUUUAAUUAAGCUGAAUUUCUAAAAGGUCAGCCUGGAAUUUUUCUUUUUUGCUUCCUUCCUGUUAUAAGAUUGGGUGGUCUUUUUCUUUUUCUUUUUUUUUCUUGUUCCGAAGAAUUUCCGGGAAUUGGGCUUUCAGAGAAAUACAGUAGAUUCAUUUGGUGAACAGAGAUUUGUCAUUGACAAAAACUCGUAUGUAAACAGUUGAGUGUAAAUUUUCAGUUUUCCACAUGUUCCUUUCGUUUACCUUUCUUGUUUUGUAAAUUCUCUUUGACCAAAACUCAUAUGUAAACAGUUGAGAGCAAAGUUUCCGUUUUCCACGUGCUCCUUUCAUUUAUGAUCCUUCCUAGUUUUUGUAAAUUCUCUUUUCUUGCAUUGGUUAGUUAGUUGAAUUAUGAUUCUGUGAUUUCUGAUUUCCCAAAAGUAGCUAGAAUUAGGUUCUUGGAUCAGUCAUGGAAGCUUGGAAUUUUGCUCGUUUCAUGGGAUUCGUUUGGCUGUCUAUCCUCCUCCUGUCUGAAUCCUGUCUAGCUAGUAUUAGAAGUAUUGGUAAGAUAUAUCCAGGGUUUCAAGGAUCCCAAAUGAAUUGGGUUGACAAAGAGGGCUUGUUUCUUUCAUCUAACAACUCUGUGUUUGUUUUUGGCUUCACCACCAUUCCCCAAGAUGUUGAAUUGUUUCUCCUAGUUGUUGUCCAUUUGAGUAGCUUAAGAGUAGUCUGGUCUGCAAAUAUUGGCAAGCCAGUUGCGAAUUCUGAUAUGUUUGUGUUCGAUAAAAAGGGCAAGGUGUUCUUGCAAAAAGGCGGAAGUGUGGUUUGGUCUAUAGAUACCGGUGGCAAAGCUGCUUCUGCAAUGGAAUUACAGGAUUCAGGAAAUUUGGUUUUGCUAGGGGAUGAUAAUCAAACAAUCUGGCAGAGUUUCAGCCAUCCCACAGACACCCUGUUAUGGAACCAGGAAUUUGUUGAAGGAAUGAGACUUGUUAGCAAUCCUAACCCGAAUAACUUGAGCUAUUUUCUGGAGAUCAAGUCCGGCGAUGCGAUUCUGUUUGCAGGUUUCAAAACUCCGCAGCCUUAUUGGUCGAUGGCAAAGGAAAAUCGGAAAACCAUCAACAAAGAUGGUGGGGUGGUCAGUUUGGCAUCUCUAGAUGCAAAUUCAUGGAAAUUCUAUGACAGUAAGAAAGUCUUACUAUGGCAACUUAUUAUCUCAGACCCUCUAGAUUCAAAUGCAACCUGGAUUUUGGUUUUAGGAAGUGAUGGCAUUAUCUCUUUCUACAAUCUCCAGAAUGGUAACUCAAAUCCUUCACAAACAAAGAUACCAAGUGAUUCCUGCAGUACUCCACAACACUGUGAUCCAUAUUAUGAAUGUUAUAGCGAUAACCGGUGCCAGUGCCCCUCAGGUCUUAGCUCCAGUCCUAAUUGCUCGACGGGGAUUGUCUCUCCAUGUGGUGGUUCGAAGGGAUCCACAGAGCUCAUAAGUGCAGGGGACGGACUCUAUUAUUUUGCACUUGGAUUUGUUUCACCCUUUUCUAAAAGUGAUCUGAAUAGUUGCAAAACUUCUUGCCUUGGCAAUUGCUCAUGUCUUGCAUUGUUCUUCCAAAACAGUACAGGAAAUUGUUUUCAGUUCGACAGAAUAGGUAAUUUCCAAAAUUCUGACAAGGGUUCUAGCUAUGUUUCUUAUAUCAAGGUCUUAAGUGAUGGAGGCAGUGGCACAAACACAAGAGGGAGUGGCAGCAACCAGAAACAUUUUCCAUAUGUAGUGAUUAUUGCCAUUUCGACAAUACUUGUUAUUUUGGGUCUGCUUUAUGUGGGAUAUCGUUACACCAGGAAGAAGAAAAAAUUGCCAGAAUCUCCUCAAGAGACUUCGGAGGAGGAUAAUUUCUUGGAAACUUUGUCUGGUAUGCCUAUCCGUUUCAGCUACACAGAUCUUCAAACUGCAACCAAUAACUUCUCAGUCAAACUUGGGCAAGGAGGGUUCGGUUCAGUUUACCAAGGGAUUCUGCCAGAUGGCACCCGACUGGCUGUGAAGAAGUUGGAAUGUAUUGGUCAGGGAAAGAAAGAGUUCCGAGCUGAAGUUAGCAUCAUCGGUAGCAUCCACCAUCUCCACUUAGUCAGGUUAAGAGGCUUCUGUGCAGAAGGAAGCCAUAGACUUCUUGCUUAUGAGUACAUGGCGAAGGGAUCUCUGGAUAAAUAGAUUUUCAAGAAAAACAAGGAGGAUUUUCUGUUGGAUUGGGAUACAAGAUUUAACAUAGCAUUGGGCACCGCAAAAGGGUUAGCUUACCUCCAUGAAGAUUGUGAUGCAAAGAUUGUUCACUGUGACAUAAAGCCUGAGAAUGUGCUUCUUGAUGAUAAUUACUUGGCCAAAGUCUCAGAUUUUGGUUUGGCAAAGCUAAUGACUAGAGAGCAAAGCCAUGUUUUCACCACACUGAGGGGGACCAGGGGAUACCUCGCACCAGAAUGGAUCACAAACUAUGCCAUAUCGGAGAAGAGCGAUGUUUACAGCUAUGGAAUGGUGUUGCUAGAGAUCAUAGGGGGAAGAAAAAGCUAUGACCCAUCAGAGACCUCGGAGAAGUCCCAUUUCCCAUCCUAUGCGUUCAAGAUGUUGGAAGAAGGAAAACUGAGAAAUAUUCUAGAUUGGAAGAUCGAAAUAGAUGAAACUGACAGCCGGGUUUCUACUGCUAUCAAAGUUGCAUUGUGGUGCUUACAAGAGGAUAUGCAUCUGAGACCAUCAAUGACCAAAGUUGUUCAGAUGCUUGAAGGCCUCUGUGCUGUUCCACCUCCUCCAAUAUCUUCCCCUCUCAGUGGUUCUCGAUUUUUUUCGGGCUUCUUCAAAUCAACCAGUGGGGAGGGAACUUCCUCAGGACCAUCAGACUGCAACAGUGAUGCCCAUCUCUCUGCAGUGAGGCUUUCAGGACCAAGAUAACAUUUAUUGAAGAUAAGAUAGGCAGUUUUUUUUGUCCCCUUUUUUUUGCCUGGUUAAAUUAAGAUAGGUUGUUAAUUGCUUCUUUUAUUCUCUUAAAUCUUUUCGUCUUUUGUAUAUUUAUUACAAAAUAUCACUCAAAAUUUUGUAACACUAGCAAUCACGUAGCAUGUUUGUGCACACUUGUGCUUGUUCUGUAAAUGAACAGUGUUGAAUAUAUAUAUAUAUAUAUAUAUAUGCUUUAAGUAAUUUCAACAUGAA